Messenger RNA from Poecilia reticulata (guppy), 2593 nucleotides. The record is from RefSeq and is a predicted model, not a curated record. NCBI's taxonomy places the organism in Eukaryota, Metazoa, Chordata, Actinopteri, Cyprinodontiformes, Poeciliidae.
ACCUUUGUGGACUAGCAGCAAGUCUGUCGGUGCUCGGAGAGCGCCGCCCGCCUUCCCUGAACAGAGCAGCGGACCGGGCUCUGACGGUGACCGAACCAAACGUACUCGGUGUGAGAGCGGAGCUGCGAAUGACCAGGAGGCGUUCAGUUGGUUCGGAUCUGCUGCUGUGAGGACUGGAUGGGUUCUGGUGACGAGGAGCAGAACUCGAGUACCGAGCCAGGAGGGCAGUCGGUGGCUUUUAGCGUGUUGCUGUUUGGAGAAAAGUUGUUUCUGUCCACCGGACACAGGCUGCGGACAUUUACUGUUGCAGGGAGCGCUGAACGGACUGCUGGUAAAGAACAUUUUGACUCGGGCCAAAUUGAAAGAGUUGCAGAGCUGAGUGAGGCCCUGGAAUGAGAGCUCCCUGCCAUCCUGUCUCCCCCAGACCUCCAGAAGGAGCACGCUGGGCGACACACUGAGUGUGCUGUUUGUCUGAUGCGGUCAGGCUGCCAUGGCUCUGGUCCAGGCACUCCCUGUGAGUGACCAUCCCAAUCCAGGUCUUGACCUCCACCAGUGCCGGCCGCUGUCACCCUACUCCCCGUCGGACCCCUGCUCCGGUCCUUGUGGGGCCUGCAGCUCCGACGCAGCCAUGGGUUCAGUCAGCAGUCUCAUAUCAGGCAGGACGUAUCAAGAGAGGCACUGCAGGGCUGGCAGCGAAUUCGCCAACAAACCACGUCGCUCCACGCCGGCCACCAGCUGCUUCCGGCUGCAGGACAAAAGCCUCCGCAGUGGGAGCUCCAUGGAGCAGCUGCUGGUCAACAGCAACCACACACAGCCUCAAGCCCAGGUUCUCCCUCCGCCACUGCCCACCAAAAAGCAUCCGCGACCUGGAAACUCUGCCGGCGCAGGUGGGGGUGGAAUUGCUGCUGGAGCAGCCAGAGGUGGAACCAACGCAAACUUUGGAUACGUAAGCGAAGAGGCUGUUGUCGGAGACUGGAACGACAACCUGGUGCUGACCGUCGCCAGUCCCUGCAGCGACCCGGAGGACCAAAAGGACAACGGGACCGUGAACGGCAACAUCGGCGGGCCUCCUCCCAAACUCGUCCCCGUGUCUGGACAGCUGGAGAAGAACAUGGAGAAAGUCUUGAUUCGUCCCACGGCUUUCAAACCUGUCGUCCCCAAGAACCGUCACUCGGUGCAGUACCUGUCUCCGCGGCCAGGAGGCAGCAGUCUGUCCGAGAGCCAGGCCAGCCUGAACCUCCUGUUGCCCCUCGCCGCCCCCAACGGCACGAGCAGCACAAACAGCAACGUUGGCAGCUCCAGCUCCGAGGGGAAAACCAACUCGUGCGGAGGUCGUAACGCUCGCAGCAGCCAGUCCUGCUCCAUGUCCGACUCGGGGAGGAACUCCCUCUCCAGCCUCCCCACCCACAGCAGCACAGGCUACAGUUUGGCCCCCAGCGAGGGAUCCAGCUCUGGGUCUGGUUCCGGGGGCUCGGUGGAGCCGGUGUCGGCUCUGGUUCGCAACACUUCAGGGGGAAGCGGCGGCCACGGUCACAGCAAUUCGGACAGCGGGCGCUCCUCCUUCAGCAAAAGCACAGGCUCGGGGUCGCUGAGCGGGCGCGGGCAGCCCCUCUCCGACAGCGGGUCCUGUGGGCACUCGCCGCCGCCUGUGGAGGGAUACGAAGUGGUGGUGAAGGAGCUGGAGGAGAAGCUGAGGGAGCGAGACCUGGAGCUCCAGCAGCUCCGGGAAAACCUGGACGAGAACGAGGCGGCCAUCUGCCAGGUGUAUGAAGAGAAGCAGCGACGGUGUGAGAGAGAGAUGGAGGAGUUGAGGCAGAGCUGUUCAGUCAAGAUGAAACAGACGUCUCAGAAAGCUCAGCGAGCACAGCAGGUGCUGCAGUUACAGGUAUUCCAGCUGCAGCAGGAGAAAAAGAAGCUGCAGGAGGAUUUCUCAUCCCUGCUGCAGGACAGAGAAACACUAGAGAGAAAGUGUGCCACCAUCCAGAGGGAGCAGACGCAGCUGGGGCCCCGUCUGGAGGAGACGAAGUGGGAGGUUUGUCAGAAAUCGGGAGAGAUCUCGCUCCUGAAGCAGCAGCUGAAAGAAAUCCAGUCUGAGCUCAGCCAGAAAGCGGGCGACAUUGUGGUGCUCAAGGCCCAGCUCAGGGAAGCUCGCUCCGAGCUGCAAGCGAGCCAGGGCCGAACCCAGGAGGCCCAGACGGCCCUGCGGACGAGAUCCCUGGAGCUGGAGGUCUGCGAGAACGAACUCCAAAGACGCAAGAGCGAAGCCGAGUUGCUGAGGGAGAAGGUCAGCCGACUGGACGACGAGUCGGGCCGGAUCCGCGACACGCUGUCCAAUCACAGCGGGAUCGCACCCAAGAAGGGGCUCAGCGUGAGCCUGUCGUUUCAACAGGGAAGAGUUGUGAUGGGAAGGGGAGGCCCCAGCCCCUGCAUGUACCGUGAUGGAGAGGACGGUUACCUGGUGUGGGGCGGAGAGAGCGACGAAGCCAAGGCUCAGAGGCAGAAUGCAGAAACGCUAAUGGGACUCAGACAGCAGGUACUUUUUUUUGGUAAUUCUUUGUGGCACAGAAAAGAAAAAUAGAUGUAAAAAAAGUGG